This is a messenger RNA of Lutzomyia longipalpis, 2110 nucleotides long. Its product is annotated as dipeptidase 1-like. The coding region runs from base 145 to 1809 and encodes 554 amino acids. Gene Ontology annotation, molecular function: metallodipeptidase activity. The record is from RefSeq and is a predicted model, not a curated record. Gene Ontology annotation, biological process: proteolysis. Lineage: Eukaryota; Metazoa; Arthropoda; Insecta; Diptera; Psychodidae. The transcript is spliced from 5 exons.
UAACUGCCACCCCCGCUUGACGAGAAGAAAAAAAAUUUGAAGAGGGUGGUAAAUAGAAGAGAGAGAAAACGUGAGAAUAAAAUCCAUCAAAUCGCGCGACACAAUCGAUCCGGAGGGUGCGUUGAGAACGGCGGAUCCUUUCGCAUGUUAAUGACUUCGGGACAAUGGGAUGUCCGGGCACUGGAGGCGCUAGAGCGCGAGGCAUCCGAUUUAUUUGAUGUUCUCGAUGUACCGGAGCGCCUCCGGUCACCACCAGCUAAAACCACAGUGAUGGACCUAGAGCUACAGGAUCACAUUAAACAUUGCUCGUGCUCGUGCAAUCACAUGGGCUACGGGAACUACAUGGACUACCAGGUAAAUCAGGAGCAAACUUCCUGCUUCGGUGGUCUCCCAGACGUUACGGAGCACACACACGCCAGCAAUCGAACGUCCACCCAUAAGGAGCUCACCUCAAGUACCGAAUCACUGGCCGUCAACAACUCAACUCCCGGCGAGAGGCACUCCAUGAAGAGUCUCACACCACCGUCCACGCAAUCUUCCACGAAAGGACGCGAGAGAGGGAGUGCAGUGGCGGAGAAUGAACGGAAGUGGUGCUUCUUCGUGGUGACCUUCUUUGUUGCCCUAACGGUGUGUGUGGUGAUCCUGAGUCUCCUGGUUGAGGUAUUCUUGGGCAAUCGUGCCGACAGAUCUUCCCAAGCACAUCGGAUUGACAUUGUGAGGCGUCUUCUUGAGGAAACACCCCUAAUUGAUGGUCACAAUGAUUUGCCGUGGAACAUAAAGCGAUAUUCCCACAACAGAUUGGAAUAUCUCAACUUCACAGAAGGUAUUCGUAGUACGGAGCCAUGGAGCAACUCCCAGUGGUCCCACACGGACAUCCCGCGCCUCAGGCAAGGCCUCAUCGGAGCGCAAUUCUGGUCCGCCUAUGUCCCAUGCGAGGCUCAGGGUUUGGAUGCUGUUCAGCUGGCUUUGGAGCAGAUAGAUGUCAUCCAGCGUUUUACGGAAUUGUACGAGAAGCACACAGCUUUGGCACAGUCAUCGCAGGAUAUUGUAACGCUCCACAAGCAGGGGUUGUUUGCAUCACUAAUUGGGGUUGAGGGUGGACACGCACUGGGCUCCUCACUGGGAGUUCUGCGUUCGCUGUAUUCCCUCGGGGUGAGAUACCUGACUCUCACGCAUACCUGCGACAACAGCUGGGCCGGAGCUGCUCCAUCGCCAGAUCGUGGACUUAGCUCCUUCGGGAGGGCCGUUGUGAAGGAGAUGAAUCGCAUUGGGGUAAUUAUUGAUCUAUCUCAUGCUUCUGAUGCCACAGCCAGGGAUGUUCUGGAAGCUACCAGAGCACCUGUGAUGUUCUCUCAUUCAGCUGCUAGAGCUCUGUGCAAUGCAACAGGAAACAUUGCUGAUGAUAUCCUGCGCCUUGUUGCUGACAACGGUGGAAUAGUUAUGGUUAGUUUCUACGCACUCCAUGUGGCUUGCUCUAGACAAGCCACUGUCUUCGAUGUUGUGCAGCACAUCCGCCAUAUUAGAGCAGUUGCAGGAAUACAGCAUGUUGGAAUUGGAGCUGGUUUCGAUGGCAUUGACGCCACGCCAGAGGGCCUAGAAGAUGUCUCCAAGUACCCCGAGCUCUUUGCCACCCUCCUGGAAGAUUCAGGAUGGACAGAGAAUGACAUUGGCCUCCUGGCGGGACGAAAUUUCUUGCGUGUCUUCAAAUCCGUUGAAAAUGUUCGGGAUUACUGGAAGAGUGCCAAUAUUCUUCCCAAUGAAAAUGUUGAAGCCCCCAAAAAGUCCCCAUGCGCCUACAUGCCUCUCUAGCGAGCACCCUCACUAAAGGGACUCACUGUGUGAAUCAAAAAGCCCACAGAUAAGAUGCAAAUUCUCCACGAGAAUGUAAUUUAGGUAAUCAAAAGGAGGGUGUUUUUGUGACCAUAAUGGCGGCUGUAAUUCAGCUUGUAGUAUUUGGAUAAAGGUUGUAGUGGGAUAAAAGUCUUGGAUAAGUUUUUUUUUUGGAUAAAGCUGUAAGAUGAGGCGAUAUAACCUCAAAGUCAAAAAAUAUAGAAAGAAAAGCUUAAUUUUAAAUUUUCUGAAGAAUAAAAAUUCAAGGACUGCUUGUUCA